AUGAGCAGAGCAUGCAUCUGGGAAGACGAGCAUAAGCCUUUCCUCCCCACCCUCGCCCUCCUUGCUGCCCCCAUUGCUGCCCUCCUUGCUGCCCCCAUUGCUGCCCUCCUUGCUGCCCCCAUUGCUGCCCUCCUUGCUGCCCCCAUUGCUGCCCUCCUUGCUGCCCCCAUUGCUGCCCUCCUUGCUGCCCCCAUUGCUGCCCUCCUUGCUGCCCCCAUUGCUGCCCUCCUUGCUGCCCCCAUUGCUGCCCUCCUUGCUGCCCCCAUUGCUGCCCUCCUUGCUGCCCCCAUUGCUGCCCUCCUUGCUGCCCCCAUUGCUGCCCUCCUUGCUGCCCCCAUUGCUGCCCUCCUUGCUGCCCCCAUUGCUGCCCUCCUUGCUGCCCCCAUUGCUGCCCUCCUUGCUGCCCCCAUUGCUGCCCUCCUUGCUGCCCCCAUUGCUGCCCUCCUUGCUGCCCCCAUUGCUGCCCUCCUUGCUGCCCCCAUUGCUGCCCUCCUUGCUGCCCCCAUUGCUGCCCUCCUUGCUGCCCCCAUUGCUGCCCUCCUUGCUGCCCCCAUUGCUGCCCUCCUUGCUGCCCCCAUUGCUGCCCUCCUUGCUGCCCCCAUUGCUGCCCUCCUUGCUGCCCCCAUUGCUGCCCUCCUUGCUGCCCCCAUUGCUGCCCUCCUUGCUGCCCCCAUUGCUGCCCUCCUUGCUGCCCCCAUUGCUGCCCUCCUUGCUGCCCCCAUUGCUGCCCUCCUUGCUGCCCCCAUUGCUGCCCUCCUUGCUGCCCCCAUUGCUGCCCUCCUUGCUGCCCCCAUUGCUGCCCUCCUUGCUGCCCCCAUUGCUGCCCUCCUUGCUGCCCCCAUUGCUGCCCUCCUUGCUGCCCCCAUUGCUGCCCUCCUUGCUGCCCCCAUUGCUGCCCUCCUUGCUGCCCCCAUUGCUGCCCUCCUUGCUGCCCCCAUUGCUGCCCUCCUUGCUGCCCCCAUUGCUGCCCUCCUUGCUGCCCCCAUUGCUGCCCUCCUUGCUGCCCCCAUUGCUGCCCUCCUUGCUGCCCCCAUUGCUGCCCUCCUUGCUGCCCCCAUUGCUGCCCUCCUUGCUGCCCCCAUUGCUGCCCUCCUUGCUGCCCCCAUUGCUGCCCUCCUUGCUGCCCCCAUUGCUGCCCUCCUUGCUGCCCCCAUUGCUGCCCUCCUUGCUGCCCCCAUUGCUGCCCUCCUUGCUGCCCCCAUUGCUGCCCUCCUUGCUGCCCCCAUUGCUGCCCUCCCCUCCUUGCUGCCCCAUUGCUGCCCUCCUUGCUGCCCCCAUUGCUGCCCUCCUUGCUGCCCCCAUUGCUGCCCUCCUUGCUGCCCCCAUUGCUGCCCUCCUUGCUGCCCCCAUUGCUGCCCUCCUUGCUGCCCCCAUUGCUGCCCUCCUUGCUGCCCCCAUUGCUGCCCUCCUUGCUGCCCCCAUUGCUGCCCUCCUUGCUGCCCCCAUUGCUGCCCUCCUUGCUGCCCCCAUUGCUGCCCUCCUUGCUGCCCCCAUUGCUGCCCUCCUUGCUGCCCCCAUUGCUGCCCUCCUUGCUGCCCCCAUUGCUGCCCUCCUUGCUGCCCCCAUUGCUGCCCUCCUUGCUGCCCCCAUUGCUGCCCUCCUUGCUGCCCCCAUUGCUGCCCUCCUUGCUGCCCCCAUUGCUGCCCUCCUUGCUGCCCCCAUUGCUGCCCUCCUUGCUGCCCCCAUUGCUGCCCUCCUUGCUGCCCCCAUUGCUGCCCUCCUUGCUGCCCCCAUUGCUGCCCUCCUUGCUGCCCCCAUUGCUGCCCUCCUUGCUGCCCCCAUUGCUGCCCUCCUUGCUGCCCCCAUUGCUGCCCUCCUUGCUGCCCCCAUUGCUGCCCUCCUUGCUGCCCCCAUUGCUGCCCUCCUUGCUGCCCCCAUUGCUGCCCUCCUUGCUGCCCCCAUUGCUGCCCUCCUUGCUGCCCCCAUUGCUGCCCUCCUUGCUGCCCCCAUUGCUGCCCUCCUUGCUGCCCCCAUUGCUGCCCUCCUUGCUGCCCCCAUUGCUGCCCUCCUUGCUGCCCCCAUUGCUGCCCUCCUUGCUGCCCCCAUUGCUGCCCUCCUUGCUGCCCCCAUUGCUGCCCUCCUUGCUGCCCCCAUUGCUGCCCUCCUUGCUGCCCCCAUUGCUGCCCUCCUUGCUGCCCCCAUUGCUGCCCUCCUUGCUGCCCCCAUUGCUGCCCUCCUUGCUGCCCCCAUUGCUGCCCUCCUUGCUGCCCCCAUUGCUUUGCUCCCCUCCUUGCUGCCCCCAUUGCUGCCCUCCUUGCUGCCCCCAUUGCUGCCCUCCUUGCUGCCCCCAUUGCUGCCCUCCUUGCUGCCCCCAUUGCUGCCCUCCUUGCUGCCCCCAUUGCUGCCCUCCUUGCUGCCCCCAUUGCUGCCCUCCUUGCUGCCCCCAUUGCUGCCCUCCUUGCUGCCCCCAUUGCUGCCCUCCUUGCUGCCCCCAUUGCUGCCCUCCUUGCUGCCCCCAUUGCUGCCCUCCUUGCUGCCCCCAUUGCUGCCCUCCUUGCUGCCCCCAUUGCUGCCCUCCUUGCUGCCCCCAUUGCUGCCCUCCUUGCUGCCCCCAUUGCUGCCCUCCUUGCUGCCCCCAUUGCUGCCCUCCUUGCUGCCCCCAUUGCUGCCCUCCUUGCUGCCCCCAUUGCUGCCCUCCUUGCUGCCCCCAUUGCUGCCCUCCUUGCUGCCCCCAUUGCUGCCCUCCUUGCUGCCCCCAUUGCUGCCCUCCUUGCUGCCCCCAUUGCUGCCCUCCUUGCUGCCCCCAUUGCUGCCCUCCUUGCUGCCCCCAUUGCUGCCCUCCUUGCUGCCCCCAUUGCUGCCCUCCUUGCUGCCCCCAUUGCUGCCCUCCUUGCUGCCCCCAUUGCUGCCCUCCUUGCUGCCCCCAUUGCUGCCCUCCUUGCUGCCCCCAUUGCUGCCCUCCUUGCUGCCCCCAUUGCUGCCCUCCUUGCUGCCCCCAUUGCUGCCCUCCUUGCUGCCCCCAUUGCUGCCCUCCUUGCUGCCCCCAUUGCUGCCCUCCUUGCUGCCCCCAUUGCUGCCCUCCUUGCUGCCCCCAUUGCUGCCCUCCUUGCUGCCCCCAUUGCUGCCCUCCUUGCUGCCCCCAUUGCUGCCCUCCUUGCUGCCCCCAUUGCUGCCCUCCUUGCUGCCCCCAUUGCUGCCCUCCUUGCUGCCCCCAUUGCUGCCCUCCUUGCUGCCCCCAUUGCUGCCCUCCUUGCUGCCCCCAUUGCUGCCCUCCUUGCUGCCCCCAUUGCUGCCCUCCUUGCUGCCCCCAUUGCUGCCCUCCUUGCUGCCCCCAUUGCUGCCCUCCUUGCUGCCCCCAUUGCUGCCCUCCUUGCUGCCCCCAUUGCUGCCCUCCUUGCUGCCCCCAUUGCUGCCCUCCUUGCUGCCCCCAUUGCUGCCCUCCUUGCUGCCCCCAUUGCUGCCCUCCUUGCUGCCCCCAUUGCUGCCCUCCUUGCUGCCCCCAUUGCUGCCCUCCUUGCUGCCCCCAUUGCUGCCCUCCUUGCUGCCCCCAUUGCUGCCCUCCUUGCUGCCCCCAUUGCUGCCCUCCUUGCUGCCCCCAUUGCUGCCCUCCUUGCUGCCCCCAUUGCUGCCCUCCUUGCUGCCCCCAUUGCUGCCCUCCUUGCUGCCCCCAUUGCUGCCCUCCUUGCUGCCCCCAUUGCUGCCCUCCUUGCUGCCCCCAUUGCUGCCCUCCUUGCUGCCCCCAUUGCUGCCCUCCUUGCUGCCCCCAUUGCUGCCCUCCUUGCUGCCCCCAUUGCUGCCCUCCUUGCUGCCCCCAUUGCUGCCCUCCUUGCUGCCCCCAUUGCUGCCCUCCUUGCUGCCCCCAUUGCUGCCCUCCUUGCUGCCCCCAUUGCUGCCCUCCUUGCUGCCCCCAUUGCUGCCCUCCUUGCUGCCCCCAUUGCUGCCCUCCUUGCUGCCCCCAUUGCUGCCCUCCUUGCUGCCCCCAUUGCUGCCCUCCUUGCUGCCCCCAUUGCUGCCCUCCUUGCUGCCCCCAUUGCUGCCCUCCUUGCUGCCCCCAUUGCUGCCCUCCUUGCUGCCCCCAUUGCUGCCCUCCUUGCUGCCCCCAUUGCUGCCCUCCUUGCUGCCCCCAUUGCUGCCCUCCUUGCUGCCCCCAUUGCUGCCCUCCUUGCUGCCCCCAUUGCUGCCCUCCUUGCUGCCCCCAUUGCUGCCCUCCUUGCUGCCCCCAUUGCUGCCCUCCUUGCUGCCCCCAUUGCUGCCCUCCUUGCUGCCCCCAUUGCUGCCCUCCUUGCUGCCCCCAUUGCUGCCCUCCUUGCUGCCCCCAUUGCUGCCCUCCUUGCUGCCCCCAUUGCUGCCCUCCUUGCUGCCCCCAUUGCUGCCCUCCUUGCUGCCCCCAUUGCUGCCCUCCUUGCUGCCCCCAUUGCUGCCCUCCUUGCUGCCCCCAUUGCUGCCCUCCUUGCUGCCCCCAUUGCUGCCCUCCUUGCUGCCCCCAUUGCUGCCCUCCUUGCUGCCCCCAUUGCUGCCCUCCUUGCUGCCCCCAUUGCUGCCCUCCUUGCUGCCCCCAUUGCUGCCCUCCUUGCUGCCCCCAUUGCUGCCCUCCUUGCUGCCCCCAUUGCUGCCCUCCUUGCUGCCCCCAUUGCUGCCCUCCUUGCUGCCCCCAUUGCUGCCCUCCUUGCUGCCCCCAUUGCUGCCCUCCUUGCUGCCCCCAUCGCUGCCCUCCUUGCUGCCCCCAUCGCUGCCCUCCUUGCUGCCCCCAUUGCUGCCCUCCUUGCUGCCCCCAUUGCUGCCCUCCUUGCUGCCCCCAUUGCUGCCCUCCUUGCUGCCCCCAUUGCUGCCCUCCUUGCUGCCCCCAUUGCUGCCCUCCUUGCUGCCCCCAUUGCUGCCCUCCUUGCUGCCCCCAUUGCUGCCCUCCUUGCUGCCCCCAUUGCUGCCCUCCUUGCUGCCCCCAUUGCUGCCCUCCUUGCUGCCCCCAUUGCUGCCCUCCUUGCUGCCCCCAUUGCUGCCCUCCUUGCUGCCCCCAUUGCUGCCCUCCUUGCUGCCCCCAUUGCUGCCCUCCUUGCUGCCCCCAUUGCUGCCCUCCUUGCUGCCCCCAUUGCUGCCCUCCUUGCUGCCCCCAUUGCUGCCCUCCUUGCUGCCCCCAUUGCUGCCCUCCUUGCUGCCCCCAUUGCUGCCCUCCUUGCUGCCCCCAUUGCUGCCCUCCUUGCUGCCCCCAUUGCUGCCCUCCUUGCUGCCCCCAUUGCUGCCCUCCUUGCUGCCCCCAUUGCUGCCCUCCUUGCUGCCCCCAUUGCUGCCCUCCUUGCUGCCCCCAUUGCUGCCCUCCUUGCUGCCCCCAUUGCUGCCCUCCUUGCUGCCCCCAUUGCUGCCCUCCUUGCUGCCCCCAUUGCUGCCCUCCUUGCUGCCCCCAUUGCUGCCCUCCUUGCUGCCCCCAUUGCUGCCCUCCUUGCUGCCCCCAUUGCUGCCCCCCAUUGCUGCCCCCCUUGCUGCCCCAUUGCUGCCCUCCUUGCUGCCCCCAUUGCUGCCCUCCUUGCUGCCCCCAUUGCUGCCCCCCUUGCUGCCCCCAUUGCUGCCCUCCUUGCUGCCCCCAUUGCUGCCCCCCUUGCUGCCCCCAUUGCUGCCCCGACUGUCGCCCCCAUGGGUCUCAUCGCUCCUGCUUCCAGAGUUGUCCCCAUCCGCAUCAGUGCUGGCACAGUCCGCGUGUGCAGCAUGCGCUAUAUCGAGUACGUACUGUAG
This is a messenger RNA of Closterium sp. Naga37s-1, 5664 nucleotides long. NCBI's taxonomy places the organism in Eukaryota, Viridiplantae, Streptophyta, Zygnematophyceae, Desmidiales, Closteriaceae. The record is from the annotation of a GenBank genome assembly.